AUGGAUUAUAUUGAAUUUAUUGGUAAAGGAGAAACACCUGAUAGUUUCAGGGACAAAAUAAAUGAUUUAGUAAAGAAAGAAUUCAUGAAGAUAGAGAAAGAAACAGUUCAUCCCGAGGUACGAGACAUAAUAGCGAAAAGUAAGGGUCCUGCUAAGAAUGUUGAUGCGCUUCCAAAAGGAUUGUACGCUGAAUAUUUACGACUAUCUAAGAAUAAUAAAAAGCGAGCGUUGAGUUAUGAUGAUGACAAUGAUACUUUAUUUUUGCAAGAAUACAAAAGGAAGUACCCCAGGAUAAACACUUCCAGGUACGUACCGAACGAGUCUGCCGAACUUGGUUCAUUGGGAAUUGUAGAUUCUUACUUGAAACAUCAAGAAAUAGUUUUAAGUACGCUUUUACCGCGGACCAUAUCCAAUCAAUGGAUGAUUAAUAAUGAUCAUAUUCAACAAACGUCUACAAUAGUGGAAGAAAUGAACAAACGGCAAAGUAAACAAAUCAGUGAUUUAGAAGUAUAUAGAGAGGGACUAAAGUGUCGGUAUGAGCCUUUGUUUUUACAAAUGAGGCGGCAAGUCAAGGAGAAAUUGAAACAUCCACCGCCAAAUAUCUAG
Saccharomyces mikatae IFO 1815 is the source of this 606-nucleotide messenger RNA. RefSeq names its product Snt309p (gene SNT309). Lineage: Eukaryota; Fungi; Ascomycota; Saccharomycetes; Saccharomycetales; Saccharomycetaceae. The record is from RefSeq and is a predicted model, not a curated record. The coding region runs from base 1 to 606 and encodes 201 amino acids. The transcript has a single exon.